Aspergillus ruber CBS 135680 is the source of this 1105-nucleotide messenger RNA. RefSeq names its product MBL fold metallo-hydrolase. The record is from RefSeq and is a predicted model, not a curated record. Gene Ontology annotation, molecular function: transferase activity. The transcript has 4 exons. Lineage: Eukaryota; Fungi; Ascomycota; Eurotiomycetes; Eurotiales; Aspergillaceae. The coding region runs from base 26 to 1084 and encodes 352 amino acids.
UUCAAUUCCUUGGCCUUUUCUGAAAAUGGAUAUAGAAAGUUGCUCUAAAUUGUCCGAAUUCGACCUGGUAGAGGUUGAUUCCCUAGAAGCGCUGGUCAUCAUCGACAAUGACCUAGACCCGCUAUCAACAAUCGCCCCGGACACCGUCCAAGUAUCGGGUCACUUAGGCCAUCUUGCUACGAGCUCUCCUCAUAAAGUGAAUGACCGAGGAGAUGCAUGUAAAGAGCUACAGAUGGAGGAUAUUUGCUGUUCUGCUCACGGUUUGUCGAUUCUCGUGACGGCUACUAAAGGGGAUGUCAAGCAUUCUAUUCUAUUUGAUGCUGGCCCUGAAGAAGAUGCAUGGGAGAGAAAUGUUAAGCGCCUAUUGCCGGAUCUGUCUUCUAUAGAGGUGGUGCAAUUAUCGCAUUGGCAUCGGGAUCAUUCAGGUGGUCUUCUACGGGCAAUUCACAUGAUUAAUGAUGCAAAGAAGGCUAAGGAUAUAUCUACUAAACUUGUGUUGGACCUUCAUCCGGAUCGCCCUGACUACCGUGGACUAGCAAUUGGGCACAAGAUCAUAUCGCUUCAAGCCGAUCCCAGCUUUGAAGAAAUUGAAUCGGCCGGAGGAGCUAUUGAUAAAAAUGGCGAAGCGCAUACAGUGCUUGAUAACUUCUUUCUGAUAUCAGGAGAGAUUCCUCGACGAACAACAUACGAGCAUGGACUCAAGCAUGCAAUGCGGUUUGACCGGGAAGAGAACGACUGGUUCUCGGAUGAGGUUAUUGCUGAUGAGCGGUUCCUUAUGUGCAAUCUCAGAGACAAAGGAAUCGUCGUCUUCACUGGUUGCAGCCAUGCGGGAGUAGUCAACACAACAAAACAUGCACUUGGUCUCUUGGAUAAUUCCGUCCCCCUUCAUGCUGUCAUUGGGGGCUUUCAUCUUGCCACAAGUGAGCAAGACCAAAUGGAAAGUACAGUCAAAGAUCUGAAGAAACUCGACCCGGCUGUUCUCUUACCAGGCCAUUGUUCAGGCUGGCGGGCCAAGUUUGCUAUUGAGAAGCAAAUGCCCGGGAUACUUGUACCUUGUUCUGUAGGAAUUAAUAUAACGUUUUAGGCAAGGUACUGAAUAAUCGAC